Messenger RNA from Cyprinodon tularosa, 1499 nucleotides. It is a transcript of the gene phax, whose product is annotated as phosphorylated adaptor for RNA export. The record is from RefSeq and is a predicted model, not a curated record. Gene Ontology annotation, cellular component: nucleus. Gene Ontology annotation, biological process: snRNA export from nucleus. The coding region runs from base 170 to 1384 and encodes 404 amino acids. Lineage: Eukaryota; Metazoa; Chordata; Actinopteri; Cyprinodontiformes; Cyprinodontidae. The transcript has 2 exons.
GGAAGUGCAGUGUUAGCAUAGCGCCAAUCUCGUUGUAAACCAAGGCGGAACCGACCGUGUGCAUUCAUAGUUGUUUGGAAAACCAAAAAGUCCUCUUUCAUGCUGGAAACAGCUAGCUACAGCCACAUAUUUCAAGGCAUCUGUGCAUCACAUUAGCUUCCAGGAAAACAUGGCGGAGCUGAUGGACGGUGACCUGGAAGAUGGAGAAAUUUCAGGCUCCGGCUCGGACGAUGAGAUGGGUGGAGCUGUGGCCGAACAAACCCGAGCUCACGACUCUGUGGCGUUCAGCGGGGAGUCCUUCCAGCGCAGCCCCGCUUCGGUCCAGCCUCCUUCCGCCGCUGCCUAUCGGAGCUCCGCCAAGGCGGUGGAGUCCAGUGACAGUGAUGCGGACUCGUCCGACGAGGAGGCCGCUGUCUGGCGUCGAAAGCGGCUAAAAGUUUCAAAUGCCCCACAACCGCCCGCCGGUCCCCCGCCAGUAUCCGCCUGCGGAGUACCGGAAAGCCGCAAGGUGAACAAUAUUUGGGGCUCCGUGGUGCAAGAACAGUGUCAAGAUGCCAUAACAGCAGAGCUGGGUGUGUUUGGCAUGGAGGGCGUCAGCAUGGCCAGCAGAAGUGUUGAAACCUACAAUUUUGUUCUGGCUCGGAAGAUGAUUGAGAAGGAGAGAGAGAUGGAGAGGCAGUCCAAGGAGGAAGGAGAGGUGAGCAUGCUGGAUGCUGAGCUGGAGGAUUACAUGAAAGGGCGAGGAUCAGAGGACAGAGCAGGAGGGGAUGCUAAGAGAAAACGACCUGCCAAGGAGAGAUUAGGCACUAAAGCUGAGAUGGACAUAAAAGGCCGGUAUGAGAUCACAGAGGAUGAUCCAGAUGAUAAGGUGAUAGAUGAAAUCGCAUACAGACUACAGGAGCCCAAAAAGGAGCUGAUUGAGCGUGUGGUUCGGGUUCUUGGGAAGAAGAAAGCUAUCGAACUACUGGGGGAGACUGCCACACUGGAGGAAAACGGUGGCAUGUACACUAUGGAUGGAAGCAGGCGGAGGACGCCUGGUGGAGUCUUCCUCAACCUGCUGAAGAACACCCCCAGCAUCAGCAAGUCCCAGAUUAAGAAGAUCUUCCUGGAGGAACAGCAGAAAGAUUACAAGAGCAAGAGGGCAGCGCAGAAAAGAAGGCGGCACGUGCUGGCCAAGAAGAUGAAGCAGGCCAUCGGCACGCUGAACCUGCAUGAGCACGAUGAUGUUUCCAGGGAAACGUUUGCCAGCGACACCAACGAGGCCUUGGAGUCACUGGAGGAGCCUGCAGAGGGAGAGGAGGAAGAGGAGGGGAGGGAGGAAGCUGCUGUAGGGACUGAGGAGACAGCAGUGGUGUACAGCUCUGCAGACCUAGAGGUGUUCUGAGGGUGGACUUUAUCAUGAGCACAUAGAACUAAGACUAAUAGAAAACACUGCAUUUUUGGAGAUUCAAACUGACUUUGGUGUUUGUUUGUUGGCAAUAAAAAUCUUUUUUUCUAAA